CCCGAAAUAAGACAGAGUUCACAUCAAUUUUCAACCUGAGUACUCAUCCAGCACGUGGAAUUUGCAACCACCAGCGCAUCUUCCCUCGUGCAUAUAAGAGGUACCGUGGUCAAGCCUGAAUGGGUGAAGCGUUCCGCAAACACCACUCUCAACUCCGCCAUGUCGCUACUCUGUGCGUCGGGGUCCCUCAAGCUCGUGCACUUCGAUCUCAGUCUCGCUACACUGUUUUCUGUUUUAUCGGACCGCGAACUCAACAGCAAGGGAAAAAUGGUGAUGGACGCCCCAGUCGAUGUCGCUUAUAGCACAGAAUAUCUUCGCCAAACCCACGUCGCCAUCAUCCCGUCAAUUCUGGGCCUGAAACUUAGCAGGUCCUUGGAGACGAUUCAAAUUACCUGGAAGGACUUUGAUAAAGCGGCUUGUGCGAACAGCAACCAUCGAUUCGACUAUCUGACAACGAAUCGAGAUAGGUUGGAGGCCGGCUCAACGCAUUUGCUUCGUCGGGCUAUGGUGAAUUGCAAGGUCGUCGUCAAGCCGGAUACCACUAUGCCAAAGGCAGAAUAGGUAGAGAUCGGGAAGCACUUUUCAUACAAGCUCUACAUAGUAGAGCAAAUGCUCAGAGCAUCACAUUCAUGAUAUCGCAAGACUCUCAAAGAUAUCAAGGUAGUGCCUUUCGGAUUAGCAUAGCCUGAAUAUCAGUGUUGCGAGUAGUUUGAUUUGGCGAAGUUCCUCAUGGUCUGCCUGCAGUUUCAUUACAAUGCCACUAUAACCAAUCGUCCUCAAAUGCAUUUUGUGGAUGCGCUUCGCUUGGCUUCCCUCAGUUCUCUCUCAAUUGCCUAAAUGAGAUAUAAGAUUUCUCACCGCCAAAUAUAGUCUCCCGC
Messenger RNA from Mytilinidion resinicola, 878 nucleotides. RefSeq lists its product as uncharacterized. The record is from RefSeq and is a predicted model, not a curated record. The coding region runs from base 160 to 561 and encodes 133 amino acids. The transcript has a single exon. Lineage: Eukaryota; Fungi; Ascomycota; Dothideomycetes; Mytilinidiales; Mytilinidiaceae.